Carya illinoinensis is the source of this 3556-nucleotide messenger RNA. Its product is annotated as beta-arabinofuranosyltransferase RAY1. NCBI's taxonomy places the organism in Eukaryota, Viridiplantae, Streptophyta, Magnoliopsida, Fagales, Juglandaceae. The record is from RefSeq and is a predicted model, not a curated record. Gene Ontology annotation, molecular function: glycosyltransferase activity. Bases 197 to 2356 code for a protein of 719 amino acids. The transcript is spliced from 5 exons.
CCCCCUCGCCACACACGCACACAAAAAAGAAAAAAGAAAAAAAGAAAACCAGUACAGCCGCCACUCAAACAGUCCAUAAAUAAACAAAACAAACCUCUCCAUACCAACUUCAUUUGGUUUUCUUCUCACAACACAGCAAUGAAGGUCCUUUCUCUUUUCACUUCUUUCUGCUGUUAAGUUGUCUGACUUCCCCAAUAUGCCAAUUUGUUAUCCAUGCCUUCUUAUGAAACCACCUCGUAUUCUUUUUUUGCGUAGUUUUUUAUAUUUCCUGUUUUGGAUUCAUGCGGAUUAUUGCUCAGCAGUUUGUUUUGGUUCCCAGGCAUUUCAAGUUGGAUUAUGGUCAGUUUGGCUAUCUGGGUUUGUGUUAAUUGGUCUCUCUCUCUAUUCUACUCAGAGGUUACCUACCCUCAAGGAUCGGAUCAGAGUGACCAAACUUGAUCAAGAAGCUGUCGGCGAUCCAGACAAUCCGAAGAUUACCAUAUUCUCAGCACCUAGUCCAUUCAAUGGCUCUGUUGGGGCUAGGCAGAGUCUAGCUAUUCGGUCAUGGCUUGCACUGUCCGCACAAAUUAUUGUUGUUCUCUUCAGCCAAGACCCUUCCGCUGUUUCUUUCGCAGUUCCCUUUGGUUCGAGGGUUUUGGUUGAGCCCAACAUUGAUUUCACGUUCCUUGGUACCCCAUUCUUUCAUUCAAUGAUAGCAAGAUCGCGGUCAUUCACAUCGGAUAUUUUCGUUGUUAUUGAUCCCGAAACCAUUCUUCUACCUGACUUCAUUUCCACCCUAAACUACGCUUAUGAACUUGACCGUGAUUGGCUCCUUGUUGCUUCAUCACGUAAUUUCUCCUACUUCCCAUACUACUUGGAUGAAGCUGGGAAACAUUGGCAAAGAGGGGAUGGAAAAUGGGUGAGAACCCAGGAGUUGCAGGAGCUGCUUUCUAAAAUCUGGCGAUGGAAUCGUUGUGAAGGAAGAAUGCUUAUGGCUUGGAACAGCGGAGAUUGGCCAUUACAUACAGGAGUUCUUCCUCCUUUCUUGUAUGGGAAGGGGAUCCACAACCACUGGGUCAUUAAUGAGGCUGUAUCAUCUGAACUCAGGUUUGUGUUUGAUGCCAGUUGGACCAUCUCAAGUUUCCAUCUAAAUCAUCAGGACCAUUGGCCUAAUGGAAUAGUUGGAGAUUCCAGAGUUUCAGAUAUUGAAAACAGAAGGUGGGAGUAUGUUGGCAAUUCCCAUAUUGGGGCAUUGUAUGGAUCAUUGUUAUAUCGCGAGGCUAAUUACUCUAGCCUGAUAAAACUUUUGAAAUGUAGCGGACAAUAUGUUUUCACCAACACAACUGAAAAAACUGUCUAUCCAUACGGAUACCAGAGUGCCCGUAGCUUAUGUAAGAGAAGGAUCUUGCAUUCAUGGUGGAAAAAGAGGAUCGUGGCUUGUGUUGAUGCUAUUAAAUCACUGGACAAAAUACUAGAUUGCUCUUUGAAGGAUCAGAUGAGACCCUCAGCCCCAUUAGAUCUUUCAUUCUCCUUGGAGUCACUCCUUCCAUUAAUUGCAGAUAAGAAUAAAACAAUUGUGCUUGCAGUUGCUGGAUAUAGUUAUAAGGACAUGCUAAUGAAUUGGGUGUGCAGAUUACGCCGCCUUCUGAUUACAAAUUUUAUGAUCUGUGCCCUUGACCAAGAAACCUACUCGUUCUCUGUUCUGCAGGGUCUGCCUGUUUUCAAGGACCCACUGGCUCCAAAUAACAUCAGCUUCAAUGACUGCCACUUUAGUACAGAAUGCUUUCAGAGGGUGACCAAAGUGAAAUCCAGAAUGGUUUUAAGUAUACUGAAGCUUGGUUACAACGUGCUCCUAAGUGAUGUGGAUGUAUAUUGGUUUAUGAAUCCAUUGCCUUUGCUUCACUCUCUUGGCCCUGCCGUUCUUGUGGCACAGUCUGAUGAAUUUAACAAGACAGGACCAAUAAACUUACCUAGGCGUUUAAACUCUGGUUUCUACUUUGCUCGUUCUGACAAUUCAACUAUUGCUGCCAUGGAGAAGGUGGUGAAGCAUGCAGCGACGUCGGCCCUAUCUGAGCAGCCAAGCUUCUAUGACACAUUGUGUGGGGAAGGUGGGUCCAAUCGUGUGGGUGAUAAUAGAUGUGUGGAACCUGAAACGAAUCUGACUGUUCAUUUCUUAGAUAGAAACCUCUUCCCAAACGGUGCUUACCUAGAUCUGUGGCGGAAGAAAAACGUUAAAGCUGCCUGUGUGAAGAUGGGUUGCUUUGUUCUCCACAACAAUUGGAUUGGUGGGAGGCUGAAGAAGCUAGAGAGACAGGUAUUGUCAGGCUUAUGGGAUUAUGAUUCUAGUACAAGGAUGUGCUUGCAAAACUUGCCCUAGUUUAAAUCGAAUUGCUCAUUUUGAGGCCAAGGCGAUGAUGCCUUUUCAUGCCAUGUUCAAGGCUCACGACUUUGGUUUUCACUUCAAAGAAAGGGGGACAAAUUUCCAAAUAGAUACAAGAUGAAGUCAUUUCCUUUCACUUCAAGGCUCACCUUGGUUUCAUCACUAUCUUCUAUUGAAAAAUGUUAAGCCGUCCGUCAAAACAAAAAGAAUCUUCCAUUGACAUUGGUUGAUAACAGUGGCAUAACUCAAGCAACACAAUACACAAAUCACUCCACAUUCCCUGUCAGCGGAUUAUGACGAAAACUUUGGUCAGUGUACGACAUUGGCAACCAUGCUGAAGAGGUGCAUUCCUUUGGUGGGGUUCAGUCGGUAUUCCAGCAAUAGAGAAAGCGGGAGGAAAGAGUUGGAAGGAGCUUCAGACGACAGAUCAUCUGAAUCUAGAGGGAAGAAAGAAGUGAAAGAAGUGAGAGGAGCUUCCAUAUCCUUGGACGUGAGAUUACAGGGAAAAAAUAUUUACGUCAGAAUAGUUCAUGCAGGUGGGCGUGAGGAACUCUAUCCAAAUGCAAUUCCUGCAUCUAAGCUGAUGGAAAAAUAUCCUGGGAUGUCUGUUGCGCGGCCAGAAGUCUUCAAAAGUCCACACGACUCCCUAUUAUGUCCGGAAGACAGUCUCUUGCCUGGUCAGAAAUACCAUGUAGUCCCAUCCUCAACUGUGCAUAAACUCCGGAAAAAGGCCGAGGUAAAAGAACAUGUUGCAGUAAAAAAGGAGACUUGGGAUUGGAAGAUCACCAUAGAUGUAGGUGAAAUAAGUCUGGAGGAUAGUAUUUUUUAUGCAAAAUAUUUUUAUCAAUCCAAGGACAGGACCGAAAAGUGCUCAGAAGACACAAAACCUUCAACGAGGAAUCGUGUUAAGAGGGAAAAAACCUUUUGUACCUCCACUCCCAAAGGGAAAACCAUUCCGAGGAUUGGGGUGGGAGCCCAGCCUGACUUCUGUACCGGAGCUCUCUCCCUGACUUUGUUCCUUCUUUCUCGAUGUUUCUCAGUUGUCAUCCAAUGUUUUUCCAGUCUUCCCAAUUAGCAGGGCCAAUUCCGAGAAAGAAGAAGAAAAAUAGUAUUCCUAGAAAACAAACGCUGGCUGCAUAGGAAGUCACAGAAAUGUUAGCCACGGUAUGAAUAGAAGGUUCACUGUUUUUCAGUGUC